UCCCACGAAAAAAAUUCCCCCCAAUGACCUCGUACCAUAGAAUGUUAUUGCACAGAGUAGCUGCUUAUUUCGGCCUGGAACACAACGUGGACCAGAGUGGGAAGUCGGUGAUCGUGAAUAAAACGAGCAGUACCAGAAUGGAGAUACCCCGCUCCAGUGCCGGUCUGUGCUGUUAAUGACAUCAUCAACCCAGGGCACACUGGGACGACUCAGUGGAGUGGAGUGGUGAUGGCAGGGCAGUAAAUUCAGGGACCUUUAAGAAAAAAAUGAGACCUGACCAGAAGUUUUGCGAACAUAUAAAAGAUGAAAAAAGUGAAGAUUUUCAAAAACGGUACAUCCUGAAACGAGAGAAUUCUAGUCUAGACAAAGAUGAUAAUCAGAUGCGAAUACGAUUAAAAGAUGACAGAAGAAGCAAAUCUAUAGAAGAGCGAGAAGAAGAGUACCAGAGAGCUAGAGAACGAAUAUUUGCACAAGAUUCGCUGUGUUCCCAAGAGAAUUAUAUUAUUGACAAAAGAAUUCAAGAGGAUGAAGCCAACAGUACCCAGCAAAGGCGACAGAUAUUUAGAAUCAACAAGGAUGCUUCAGGGAGGUCGGCAAACAGUCUCCAGAGCAGUACAGACAACGAGCUAAAGUACUCGGAACCCCGUCCGUGGAGCAGCACAGACUCGGACAGCUCUCUUCGCAGUUUGAAGCCCCCUGUGACCAAAGCCAGCAGCUUCAGUGGGAUCUCUGUUCUGACAAGAGGCGAUAGCACAGGAAGCAGCAAAAGCACUGGCAGGCUAUCCAAAACAGGUUCAGAGUCUUCUAGUAGUGUAGGGUCAUCCACGGGUUCUCUUUCUCACACCCAGCAACCUCUUCCAGUCACAGCUCUCAGCCAGCCUUCUCAUGGCACAUCUGCCGUCUAUCCAACUAUCAGCACUAGUAGCUCUCUUUCCUUUGAUGGUGGCAUAAGUGGGCAAGUGGCGUCUUCUAGCGGUAGCUUCUUUUUGCUUCCCUUGGAAGCGGCAGGCAUACCACCUGGAAGUAUUCUGAUCAACCCCCAAACAGGCCAGCCAUUCAUUAAUCCAGAUGGCACUCCAGUUGUGUAUAAUCCUCCAAUGCCUCAACAACCAAUUAGAAACCAAGUGCCUGGACCUCCUCAGCCGCCGCCACCUCCCAUACCACCUCAGCAACAGCCAGCAACCAAUCACAUCCUCUCACAGCCUAUCCGACCUCUUCAGCCUUCUUCACAGCCUGUUCAGUUCUCCACAGUCACUUAUCCACCCCCGCUCCUGCCAGUCUCAUCUACCCAGCAAUAUACUGUGCAAGACAACCUAGGAUCCCAACUUAGCCAUAUGAGUCUCUCCCGACAGCCAUCUGGAGAAGCUGCCGAUCCUCAUGCCAACAUGUUCCAGUCUACAGUAGUCCUCCCACCGCCACAGCAAUCUGGCUUUAUCAUAGCAACGGCCCCACCGGCACCGCCCCCACCGCCGCCACCCCCACCACCGCCACCUGGCCAACCUACUCCUAACUACAGUGGAUCCAGCCACCCUGUUAACCAGCAAGUUCUUCAGCAACAGGGAUAUAUGCAGCAACCAAUGCCACAGAUGCCAGCCUGUUACUGUGCUCCAGGCCAGUAUCCACACUCCAGUCAACAAUAUCGGCCAGUUACUUCAGUUCAUUACAACACACAGCAAAACCAGCCACUGCCACAGCCUGCUCAACAGACAGGUUACCAAGUUAUGCCUAACCAGCAGCAAAACUACCAGGGUUUAGUUGGUGUCCAGCAGUCACAAAACCAAAAUCUAGUUGGAGGCCAACCCAACAACAUUGGAAAUCAGAUUCAAGGAGUACUUGUUCCAUAUCCUCCCAUGCCAUCUUAUCAAGUCUCCAUGGCUCCAGUUUCCCAAGGACUGUCCCAACAAACAUAUCAGCAGCCAGUGGUUAUUCCCAGUCAGUCAAACCAAGGACUCCCCACAUCAGGAAUGCCCGUUUAUUAUAGUGUCAUUCCAUCUGGACAGCAGAAUAAUUUAAGCUCUUCAGUGGCAUAUCUUCAACCUCCAGGGUCAGAGCAGAUACAGUUUCCUAGAACAACAUCACCUUGUAAUUCCCAACAGCUCCAAGGACAACAGUGUGCAGCAGUAGCACCACCACCCAGUGGAGGAAUGGUAAUGAUGCAGCUCAAUAUUCCCAAUAAUCCUCAGCCUCGGCCCCAUUCCCCUCCUCAGUGGAAGCAGAAUAAAUAUUAUUGCGAUCAUCAAAGAGGGCAGAAGUCGACAGAGUUUGGUUCAUUGGAGAGUUGCCCACAGCUACAGCAUAGUCCACAAAUAGGUAGCCCUGCCACAUCUCCAGCCCAGUCACCGGCACCAACUCAGCUCUCAAACAUGAAGAACAUCCGUCCCACUUUAACACCUCUUCCUCUUGUGCCCCCAUUCUCACGACAUUUCGUUCCAGGACAAGGAGAUGCCAGAUAUCCUCUACUUGGCCAGCCUUUGCAGUACAAUCCUUCUCUGCCACAUGGGCACAUAGCAGGUCCACAGUGUCAACCAGGAAACAGACAUGGAAAUAGAGGAAGAAAACCAGCUAAAAAGGCUGUUUCAGCUGAUCUUGGUGCAGGAGAACCAGGCAUGUAACUCAUUGUCUAGUAUUACUUUGUGAUGCAACUAUUGCAACUAUUGUAGUAUAUUAUACCUCUUUCUUUUUUAUGCUGCUCUGUAGGAAUAAUGGAGAUGAAUACAGAUUAUGUUAGUAGUGCUUAACCUGCAUGCUGCUGCCAGCCCAAAAUGAAUUGACAUGCAUGUUAGGGUGGGUCACCAGGGUAAUAUUAAGAAAUUGAAAUUUAUUUGGCACAAGCAUAAUGAUCCCCAGAUGUGUGAUUGAUUGAAUUUAGUUAAUUUGACAAUCUAUGUUCCCUGAACAGGAGGGGCAGGUUUGACCUUAAGUGAAUAGGUAUACUUUCUCAUAC
Messenger RNA from Crotalus tigris (Tiger rattlesnake), 2944 nucleotides. RefSeq names its product R3H domain-containing protein 1-like. The transcript is spliced from 19 exons. NCBI's taxonomy places the organism in Eukaryota, Metazoa, Chordata, Lepidosauria, Squamata, Viperidae. The coding region runs from base 267 to 2612 and encodes 781 amino acids. Gene Ontology annotation, molecular function: nucleic acid binding. The record is from RefSeq and is a predicted model, not a curated record.